AGGUAGAUUUAAUCUUUGAUAAGAGUUAUUUAAAAUGGAAGAUUCAUCUGGGUUUGAAUGUGAGAUCUGCUCUAAAGAAUUCAGCUCUAAUAAAAAAUUGAAAGCACACACAAGACUUCAUGUUGUACCUCGGGCUUACCCAUGUGUUGUGUGUGGGGAAAUAUUUAUCGAUAUGGUUAUUUUACAACAUCAUAUGUUAACACAUACAGGAAAGGAGAGCCAUAAAUGCAAUAUUUGCCAAAAAUUAUUCUCUCGUAAAACGACAUUACAAAUCCAUAUGCGUUUACAUGACGGCAAUACUAGUAAAUAUGAAUGCAUGGAAUGUGGAAAAGCAAAUGGUACAAAAUAUGAUUUAGAAUGCCAUAUGAGAACACAUACUGGCGAACGACCUUUUGUAUGCGAAGUUUGUGAGCCAUCGGUCAGCUUUGCGACGAAAUCAAGUUUACAUCGACAUACGAGAAGGCAUUCUGGAUAUCAGCCAUAUUCAUGUAAAGCAUGUGACAAAUCUUUUGCCCGCAAGGAUCAAUAUACAAGACAUAUUGGAAAACAUCUUCAAUACCAUUGUCAAAUAUGUGAUAAAUAUUACUCAACUUAUCAAAAAUUCACUCAGCAUAGAGUAUGGUGUAUAGUGCCUACGACACCUACAAGUCUAUUCGAGGAUGAAAACCUUACUACAAGUCAUUUAGAUUUAACUAGCACGGAACAAUUCACUUUUCCAUUACCAGAGUCUGAUAGUCAAGCAAAGACAUUGUCGUCUGAUAAUAUUGCUACCAUAAGUGAAUCAGAUUCACAAUGUGAAGCAAAGGAAUUUAACUCAGAUAUUACUGAAGAUAAAAGAACUAUUGUAAUACAUAUUUCAUUAGACAGUGAUGAUUAAUAAAAUGGUAGCCUACUGUAAUUUUAUUUCUUUACUCGGAUAAUUGGACAUGAAUUGAAUUAUUUUUGCAAAACAGUUCUUCGCUCUAAUAAUGCCACAGCCUUACAAUUAAUUUUGUCAUUUUUUUUCAUUUAUUUAUUUGAACUUGUUUCAGAUCUUUUGUUUCUUCCCCAAAAUCAUAACUUCCUAAACAUUCGAUGUAAUCAUCUUUUUUUGGUCAUGAGAUCCUUUGAGAAAUUGAAUUUUGAUAACAAAAACUUAAGGUCAAGCCUUCUUAAAUUUUCUCCAAACAAUUCUAUAUUUUGACUUAAACUCCCAUCCCUGGGGAGUUUAAUAAUACGACUCUGGCUCAAAUAUCAUUAGAUACAUGGCUAACUCUUAACACCACAACCGCGAUAGUAGUAUUGUUAUCUAUAUGUCAACUCUGUUUUCAAGACUUUAUUUAUGAAUAAAUUUUAAAUCCUUGUUUUAGA
Styela clava is the source of this 1350-nucleotide messenger RNA. RefSeq names its product carnosine N-methyltransferase-like. NCBI's taxonomy places the organism in Eukaryota, Metazoa, Chordata, Ascidiacea, Stolidobranchia, Styelidae. The record is from RefSeq and is a predicted model, not a curated record. Gene Ontology annotation, molecular function: carnosine N-methyltransferase activity. Gene Ontology annotation, cellular component: nucleus; cytosol. Gene Ontology annotation, biological process: carnosine metabolic process.